AUGCGAGCUCUUGUGCUUGAGGCUAUCAACAACUGGAGCGAUGGCGUCGCUCGGGGAAAUAACGUUGCCGACUGUUCUGAAGAACUAGCUCUGGAUAUGAGCGAGCUGCUGGAGCCUAUAGCAUCGCUUGAAAGCAUCCUGGAGAAUCUUAAGGUGAAGAUAGCGACAAGAAUCGAUGACCCUGCGUCGGCUAUUUGUACCGACGAAGUGCUUCGUGCGCUGUCACAACUAGCGCAUGUAGAGACGCAAACGCUCACGCUGUACUGGAAGACAAGGUUGCAUUUGAACAGGACGAUCAUGUAG
Phytophthora sojae is the source of this 303-nucleotide messenger RNA. RefSeq lists its product as hypothetical. The coding region runs from base 1 to 303 and encodes 100 amino acids. The transcript is spliced from 2 exons. NCBI's taxonomy places the organism in Eukaryota, Oomycota, Peronosporomycetes, Peronosporales, Peronosporaceae. The record is from RefSeq and is a predicted model, not a curated record.